Molecule: messenger RNA, 3048 nt
Organism: Acipenser ruthenus (sterlet)
Lineage: Eukaryota; Metazoa; Chordata; Actinopteri; Acipenseriformes; Acipenseridae
Product: tumor necrosis factor ligand superfamily member 9
Exons: 3
Coding region: 225-845 (206 amino acids)
Biological process (GO): immune response; positive regulation of activated T cell proliferation; positive regulation of cytotoxic T cell differentiation
Cellular component (GO): plasma membrane
Molecular function (GO): tumor necrosis factor receptor binding
Source: RefSeq, a predicted model, not a curated record
CUACGCUUCCUUUUUUCAGUGACAUAUAAACUAGUCUGACAGAGGCUGCUGUCAGUUUGACAAUUCAGAGACGGGAACUCUGCCUGAACGAGACUUAUCACAACUCUAUAAAAAGGACUUUUUCUUUCCGACAAGCCAGAACCGGCGCUUUUCAUUCAUAACAGAUUGCUAUCGCAGGCUAAACUAUCUGGAGCGCGUGGAUUUGAAAGAAAGAAAAAAAAAACAUGACUUCGAUUAACCCAGAAAGCUUGCAGAAACAUCCUCACAGCAGAGGGCUGGAGAAAUGCCUUGUGGGAUCUGUAAUUAUACUUUUCAUCACGGUCGCUGCUGCGUGUGUCUGCUUCUUUAUCGUAAUACAAGGGAUGCAACUCGACAGGGAGCAAAAGAAGGACCUUGCCUUUGGACAGAACUGUGCCCAUCUUCUGGGAAAUACUGUGCUGCUCAAGAACGUGACAAUGGAAUGGUCAAGCAGCAAAGGAAUGGGCCAAGCUUUUGUGGGGGACCAGUUCAGCUACGACAAUGACUUACACAUGCUGAACACCAAAGCGCAAGGCGUGUUCUACUUGUACCUGCAGAUGAACGUCAGGUGCACCGGCCCCCGGUGCAAGGCUGCAGGCAGGGUCACCAUCACAGUCUUCAAUUCGGAUGACGGAGAUCGCAGCGUGGCACUGGAGUGCGCGAUAGACAUACCCACAGACAGCAGCACGAAGCCUAUUUCCAAGAACUGUGUCAGUCUGGUGAGCGUGCUGGAAGGGAACAAGAUCUACGCCCACUUGACCUUCUCGGGGGAACGUGACACAGACUGGCAGCUAGACAACACUGAUUUCGGGAUCUUCCUGGUGUAGGACGUUAAUUCCUGUACUAAAAAUAAAAAAAACGCUGUAGUGAAUAGCAUGGUUUGAACAAAUCGAGGAACUUUUCAAGAAAUAAGAAGAGGUUCGGCUGGAAAUCAAGGGGGAUUUGUUCUUCCACGGUCUUCUCACGGCUCCUCCUGUCCAGGUCCACUGGGACUUGAUAAAGAGCGGGACACAGCAUGUCAAGGUGGUGUUCCGUGGAGGAUGAUUCUUUAGCGGGGGGACCAGGGCAUAAAUCCUGACCCGAUGGUGCUUAAAAGAUGUCAACUACCCAAUAGGGAGCGGGACAAUACAGAUCUCUCCGUACACACUGCUGAAAAGGAAGUGUUGAGAGGCGAUCAGUGUUUUGGUGCUGUUAGGCGUGAGACAACUGGGGUUUGCAUCUUCAAAUGCUAUGUGACUGUAUAAUCGCUGGGACUGUUUGUUAAUCAUUUAUAUGUAUUGUUGUUUGCGUACAGAAAGCACUACUGUCCCUGCCAUAGGGACCCCUGUGUCUUGUUUUCAUGAACCAGAACUGUGCAGGUUUCAAACAAAUCGGCACAAACUGCCUAAAAAUAUGGAUCAGGUACUUGGAGUCACAUUGUUGGUUUUUGAAUGUAAAGCAAGGAGGCACUUUAACUGGAAGCACUAUAUAUAAUGUAUGGUUACUACUACAAUUUGUAGCUUGUUUGGGUAGUUUUCACCCACUAUUAGGAAAUCAUUUCUACUGUAAACAUCUGUUCAUGAACAUGUAACUGUAAUACACACACCUACCCUUACAGUCCAUUUCCUGUUUCCUGUCAGUUUUCUCACAGGCCUUGUCCUCAUUACUGUUAACUGUUCCAUUUGUAAAGGAAAUGCCUGUGACUUCACUUCCUGUUUACUGACAAAUGACUUCAGCACAGUUUUUUUUUUCGUUGUCAGCAUUUUGACACCGAAGUGAAACUGGAUUUUCUGUUUCCGGAAAAAAAAAAUGUACGCUGACCGCAACAGAACCAAAACUUUUUUUUUUUGGUUCAUGAAAUUCCUUUAACUAGUUUUAUAACUAUUACGGCUAUACUAAUAAUAUAGAGAACUACAUACAGCUAUGGACAAAAGUUUUGCAUCUCUUAGAAUUUUAACUAUAUGAACAUAAUUUAGGUCUUAUAUUUAACAUCAUGUAGUCAAAGAAACUACAAAAUGAUGUCGCAACCAAACAUCUACCGGAAGCCAUAAUAGUAGUACAGUAUGUCAUGUGAGAUUUUGAAAUGUUUCCAAUUUUUGUCGGUUUUUCCUUUAGUAUACAAGAAAACUACAAAGCGGUACGUCAUUCAAUAUGUUAAGGUAACAUUAUUCAGCAGGUUUCAUUAUAUGUAGCACAAUGUGUUCAUUCUAUAGGAUGAUGCAAAACUUUUGGCCACAGCUGUCCAUAGACAGAGCUCUCGGGUGUUACAUGAAUAUCUUUUUAUGUUUGAACUUAUAUGAAAUUGACCGUAUUUUAUAACAAUUCAAAAUAAAAGCACUGUUCUAUUCCUGUUUCAACUGAAAACGAACAAAAGCUGUAGCAGUUAGUCCAGUAAAAUUUACCAGGAGACGGAUGUGGUCAGUUUAAUCCCCGCUAAACCACGUAUGGAUUUUAUUAGAGCUUUUGAUCUUGGCUGAUUCACCAAGGCUACAAAUUGGUGCAAUCUGAUAUGACUGUAUAUGCAGGUUUAUGUGGGUUGUUACCAGCUGUUCAUUCUUGCAACCUUCGAACAAAAGUUUGGGAACGAGAAAAAGGCCUCAAGGUCCUUGUUAGCACAGCAUUCUCCCCUACUGCUGACCAAAACUGCACACAGUGUUCUAGAUGGGUUGUAACUAGAGCAUUGGAUAAUCUUAGCAUCUCUAGGUCAGCUCUUAAUUAUCCUCAGUGUCCACUUCUCAGAUGCCAAGUGUCUUUUGUGGACACAUCGUGCUGUUGCCCAGGUUGCUGGAUCCACUCUCAUGUUGUUGCUAUCAAAACCAUACCACUAUCGCACCACUGUGGCCAGGGCAGUAUCCUCGUUUUUGUGUAUUUGUUUUCCACUUUUGGGAUAAGUGCUGCUUUAAUAUUUAUAUGUCAUGUUUACAGUUUUUUUAUUUUUUAAUCUAUAUUCAUAUUUAUAACAUGUUUUGUUUUAUCUUGUAUUAUGAUGUUGAAUAAAUACAUAUUUUUAAUAAAAGGGAAAAAAUUACACUAUUUAGCAAAACCAGCUAA